AUGGUCAAUCUGCUUCCUGCUGUUGUCAUUGACAACGGUACCAGUACCACUCGCGCCGGUUUUGCUCUGGAAGAUUUGCCCUCCCUCGUGUUCAGCCUGAGUUACCUGGUGGACGAGAACAACAAUGUGCUUAUUGGAGACAAGCUCAACACGAGGCCAGACCUUGAAGUAAUUACACUUGUUGACAACGGUAUUGUCUACAACUUCGAACAUAUCGCAAAAAAUUGGGAGUACGCUUACGAGAACUUAGAUAGCGGCAAUGGCGUUGACUCGAAAGAGCACCCGUUGAUGAUGACAGAGCAGACGUGGAAUACGCUGAAAAACAAAGCGGCCACGGCACAGAUCGCGUUUGAGACAUUAGAAGUGCCUCUUUUCUCGCUCUUGAAGAGCCCCUUGGCUCAGUUGUACCAUACGGGUCGCUCGAGCGGUUUGGUGGUGGACGUGGGUGCUGGAGUGGCCAGUGUGACGCCUAUAAUAGACGGAGUUAUUCAGCAAAAAUCGUGUUUUCACUCGAAAUAUGCUGGUGAUUUUGCCAACUUGCAUGCUUUGCGUAGUAUUGAAGCGAAGUUGGGCUACCAGCCUGGUCAAGUGGACUACAAUCGCUUGUUACCGUCUACGUACAACUCCGGUAAUGUUUCCCAGUCGUUCAGGCUGUACUACGUUGCUCACAAUCUUUUACAGAACUUCAAAGAAACUAUGCUUUCUGUCAGUGAACCUCCUCCAGGCGUUUCGUCGUCGAAUGCUUACUACCAACAAGCACACCAACUGCCCAGCUUCUUCCAGUUACCUGACCGUACACAGAUUCACUAUUCAGAGAGAGAAUCAUCGUCGCUCUUAGAGGCUCUUUUCGUGCCCCAUAUAUAUAAGUUGCCCGAUGUUCCAAUCCCUGAUCCUGCUUUCGACAAGGCCCACACCCAUGGUAUCUCUAAUUUGGUGCUUUUCUCCUUGAAGAACUUGGAAUCGACAAUGGUGCCAGCUGGUGGAGAUCCACAGAAUGCAAGCAACAAUGCUCGUUUCAACGAAAUUUUGAGGCAAAUGUUUACAAACACUUUAAUUACUGGAGGCUGCUCGUUGCUUCCGGGAUUUUCUGAUAGAGUUUGCGGCGACAUCAGCCGUACGGCGCCGUCGGUGUUGCCCAACUACAUGAUCACUUCACAGUAUAAGAUCUACAUCAACCCCUUGAGAAACUAUCCUCUGGGAGACAUAAACGACAUUUUCGACAAGAAAUUUGGCUCGUGGUUGGGUGCUGCCAACUUGGCAAACAUGCUUAAUGACGCUGUAGAGGAUGAGAACGGCAGCGCCAACAUCGCCUUGGAUAACUGGUUUAUCUCGAAAGCCGAUUACGAGGAACUCGGUGAGGACUUGGUGGUUGAAAAGUUUAAGUGA
Messenger RNA from Candidozyma auris, 1386 nucleotides. RefSeq lists its product as uncharacterized. The record is from RefSeq and is a predicted model, not a curated record. Bases 1 to 1386 code for a protein of 461 amino acids. The transcript has a single exon. Lineage: Eukaryota; Fungi; Ascomycota; Pichiomycetes; Serinales; Metschnikowiaceae.